Macrobrachium nipponense is the source of this 825-nucleotide messenger RNA. Its product is annotated as protein NYNRIN-like. Lineage: Eukaryota; Metazoa; Arthropoda; Malacostraca; Decapoda; Palaemonidae. Gene Ontology annotation, biological process: DNA integration. The record is from RefSeq and is a predicted model, not a curated record. The coding region runs from base 1 to 825 and encodes 274 amino acids. The transcript has a single exon. Gene Ontology annotation, molecular function: nucleic acid binding.
AUGCGCCUCCUGACGGAGAAGUUCAUCUGGCACGGAAUUCAGAAGGACUCCCUCGAGUGGGCCAGGACCUGCGUUCCGUGCCAAUCAAGUAAAGUAAGCUUGCACACAGAAUUGGGCGUAGGGGAGUUCCCGCAGCCGAAGCGAAGAUUUGACCACAUUCACGUAACCGUCGUGGGUCCCCUGCCCCCGUCUGAAGGCACCAGAUACCUCCUGACGAUAAUCGACUGCUCCAACAGAUGGCCUGAGGCGACGCCGAUCUCGGAGGCAACCACCAAAGCAUGCGCCAAAGCCCUUCUUGCCAGCUGGAUCAGUCGAUUCGGAGUGCCGGAUGAUAUCACGACGGACCGCGGACCUGUUUUUCUGUCGGAGUUGUGGACCACCUUGGCCCGCCUGAUUAGGACAUCACACACACCACCACCGCCUACAACCCGGCGGCUAACGGCACGAUGGAAAGGUUUCCACCGAUCUCUCAAGGCUUCCCUAAUGGCACGCUGCACCAGCGAGGACUGGAAGAGCCAACUAUUGUGGGUCCUCCUCGUCCUCCUGACCACCCCUCAGGCGAACGGCGAAGCCUCACCUGCGGAGAAGAUAUACGAGGAACCAUUGCCAGUCUCCAUCACCAGACUCUGGGAAUCCGCCGGAAAAUUCAUGCCCUGCAUCAAGACCUUCUCCGACAGAACCAAACACUUCCUCCCAAAGGCCCUAUCCUCCUGCAAACACGUCUUCAUCAGGACGACACAUGCCGCUGACGAGACCCCACUGAGGCCCCUUCCACGUCCUCCAAUGCACCUACAAGGCGUACUUCAUAUCCAUAAAUGGUCGUGA